Chenopodium quinoa (quinoa) is the source of this 1922-nucleotide messenger RNA. Its product is annotated as high affinity nitrate transporter 2.4-like. NCBI's taxonomy places the organism in Eukaryota, Viridiplantae, Streptophyta, Magnoliopsida, Caryophyllales, Amaranthaceae. The transcript is spliced from 3 exons. The record is from RefSeq and is a predicted model, not a curated record. Gene Ontology annotation, molecular function: nitrate transmembrane transporter activity. Gene Ontology annotation, biological process: nitrate transmembrane transport; cellular response to nitrate. Gene Ontology annotation, cellular component: plasma membrane; plant-type vacuole membrane. Bases 106 to 1671 code for a protein of 521 amino acids.
UCUAAGAAGUACUUGUAUCCAACAACGUAAGCUAAUACAUAUAUAGAAACAACUACCCUAAAUACAAACCCUUGAAAAAAAAAUAAAAAUAAAAUAAAAUCAUAUAUGGCUACCGGUGAGCCCGGAAGCUCCAUGCAUGGAGUCACCGGAAGGGAACAAUCGUACGCCUUCUCGGUCUCCCCCAACACAGUCCCAAUAGACACGACGGCCAAGUUUUCUUUGCCAGUCGAUACAGAGCACAAGGCCACUAAGCUUAAGAUAUUCUCCUUGGCAAAGCCUCACAUGACCACUUUUCACCUUAGUUGGAUAUCAUUUUGUGCGUGUUACAUAUCCACUUUCGCGGCUGCCCCCUUGGUUCCUAUCAUUAGGGACAACCUUGACCUUACUAAAAGGGAUAUUGGUAAUGCUUCGGUUGCAUCCGUCUCAGGAAGUGUGUUCUCUAGGCUAGUCAUGGGAACCGUGUGUGACCUUAUGGGACCAAGGUACGCUUGUGCCUUCCUAGUCAUGUUGACCGCCCCAACGGUCUUCUGCAUGUCGGUUAUAGACGAUGCAGCUGGAUACGUGGCGGUGAGGUUCAUGAUAGGUUUUUGUCUAGCCACUUUCGUGUCGUGCCAGUAUUGGAUGAGUACCAUGUUUAAUGGACGGAUCAUUGGGUUGGUUAAUGGAACGGCGGCAGGGUGGGGGAAUGUGGGAGGGGGUGCAACCCAACUUCUUAUGCCUUUGUUUUUCGAGAUCAUCCGGCGUACAGGAGCUACACCAUUUGUAGCAUGGAGGAUUGCUUUCUUUAUACCAGGAAUGUUACAUAUUAUUAUGGGUAUUUUGGUACUUACCCUUGGUCAAGACUUGCCUGAUGGUAAUCUUGGUGCUUUACAAAAGAAGGGUGAGGUUGCCAAAGAUAAAUUCUCUAAGGUACUUUGGUAUGCAAUCUCCAACUACCGUACAUGGGUCUUUGUGCUCCUCUAUGGCUACUCUUUGGGUGUGGAGUUGACCACAGAUAACGUCAUUGCAGAAUACUUUUUUGACAGAUUCAACCUCAAGUUGCACACAGCAGGAAUCAUCGCAGCCAGUUUUGGAAUGGCUAACUUAUUUUCCCGCCCCUUGGGAGGGCUAGCUUCCGACUACAGUGCACGUUACUUCGGUAUGAGAGGCCGACUUUGGACCCUUUGGACCUUCCAGACCUUGGGUGGUCUCUUCUGCGUGUGGCUAGGCUUAGCCACAACCCUACCCACUGCCAUCGUAGCACUAGUCCUUUUCUCACUAGGGGCUCAAGCCGCGUGUGGGGCUACCUAUGGGGUCGUCCCCUUCAUCUCUCGACGGUCCCUAGGGAUCAUCUCGGGGCUCACGGGUGCAGGAGGCAACAUUGGAUCCGGAUUGACACAAUUUAUUUUCUUCACUAUGGACAAUUUUAGCACACAUGAAGGUCUUAUGUACAUGGGAGUCAUGACAAUUGCGUGCACCUUGCCCGUGGCAUUGGUGCAUUUUCCGCAAUGGGGUAGUAUGUUCUUUCCGCCUUCUAAGAGUGCUAAUGAAGAGGCCUACUAUGUUUCCGAGUACGACGAAAAAGAGAAGAGUAAGGGAAUGCAUGAAGGGAGUGUCAAAUUUGCUGAAAGUUCCCGAUCUGAGCGUGGAAGGAAGUCUGCUACACCAAGUCCCAACCCUAACAAUAUUUAAUAAGUUACUUUCGUAUUUUAUUUGCUUUUGGCUUAAACAACAAUGAUAUGAGAUUAUGAUGAACUCCUAUAGUAAAUUAUUGGAAGUUCUUUGUUUCUUUUUUAUGUUUGGUUUCUUUUUUCAUAUAUAUAUCAUACUUCUGGAUUUUUGGCUCAAGAGUUAUGGAGAUAAUAACCUUGUAGCAAGUGAAUUUUGCUUGCAAUAACUUGUUAACUUACAUAUAUGUAUACUAUUACUUCGAUUUGUAUCUA